UUUUCAACGAGUUGAGUUUACAAAAAUAAAAACUAUUAAGUGAAUUUAUUAAAAAUGAUGUCUAAAACGGUUUUAUUCUUGGCAUGUUGCUUGGCAAUGGCUCUGGCUAUUCCAGUUGAGUUUGGUCCUGAUGAUCAGCAAUUCGAUCUGUACAAAUACGAAGCUCCAGAAGAAGUCAAUCUUUACGACUACGAAACUCCAGUCUUGCACAGAUCAGUACGUUCGCCAGGUGGAAAUAUUGAUUUAACAUACAGAAAGGAUCAAUUUGGACGAGAAGCUGGUUUACAAUAUAAUCACAAUAUCUACAAAUCUGAUAAUGGACGUUUUAAUCUUGAUGCCUAUGCACAGGGUAGUAGAAAUUUUGAUCACAACCGCAAUAACUUUGGAGGUGGCUUAACUGGUUCAUGGCGUUUCUAAUAAGUUGAUAACAUUUUUCUAAACUUAAUUGUUUUCUUAAAUUAUUUACAUUAUUUAUAUUCCUUUCUUUUAAUUUGUA
Messenger RNA from Teleopsis dalmanni, 496 nucleotides. RefSeq lists its product as uncharacterized. The record is from RefSeq and is a predicted model, not a curated record. NCBI's taxonomy places the organism in Eukaryota, Metazoa, Arthropoda, Insecta, Diptera, Diopsidae. The transcript has a single exon. Bases 55 to 417 code for a protein of 120 amino acids.